This is a messenger RNA of Salvia hispanica, 864 nucleotides long. RefSeq names its product LURP-one-like protein (DUF567). NCBI's taxonomy places the organism in Eukaryota, Viridiplantae, Streptophyta, Magnoliopsida, Lamiales, Lamiaceae. The record is from RefSeq and is a predicted model, not a curated record.
AUUAUCAACGAUUGGAUCAAUGCCACAUUCCCAUAGCAGAGAAAGAAAAAAGAAUUCUUGAUAAAAUUCCAACUCCUCCAAUUUAUUUAUUUUAAAUUCACAGCUUUUACUUGAUCAACCAUGAUUUGAUGGGGGAGGAGAACUCGUCGAUCCCAUUCGAAGACUUCAAGCUCUCCGCGGAUUCCGAAAUCCCAUUUGAUCUAUUCGUCUCCAAGAAAUACAAGGGCCUCGGCCUCCGAGGAUUUGUCAGAUACGCCGAUUCAUCCGGAAAUUUGGUCUACACUGUCAACAAAUCCUCAGCUGCUACCGAUCGGGAUUGUGUGAAGCAGCUCCUCGAUUCUUCUGGAAAUAUUCUUUUCUCAAUCAAGCGACUUCACAAAGGAUCAUGGCGUGGAUAUAAGGGAAACGGUGAAGGCAAGAAAGAGAUAUUCACAGUAGAGAAGCAUGUGGAUGAGACCAGUAGAAAUGAGUUCAGAGUGUUGCUUGUUAAUGACAGCAACAACGAAGAUUCAAAGACCGAGUUGCUGAUGAAAGGCAACCCUUUCCGUAGAUCCUGCACCAUCUACAAAGGCGACUCCAUUGUCGCUCAGACUAGCCUCAUGUACAAGCUUGGAAUGGGGAAGGUUUUCGUCCCCAGAAACCGGUUUCGUGUAACAGUUUUUCCAGGAUUUGCUGACCGUAGUUUAGUUGCUUGUCUGAUUGCUGUAUACUUCGAUGGCAGAAAGCUUUGGAUAUGAGGUGAUAUUGUGGUUUCUACUUCUCAUUGGCUUCAUACUCAACCUAAUAAAUUUUAUGAAAUGUUUAUUUGUAACAAAGAUGAUAUGAGAUGACAGCAUAGCAAAAUGUUGGACUUUCUCUUGGUUA